Messenger RNA from Candidozyma auris, 924 nucleotides. It is a transcript of the gene PHO15, whose product is annotated as 4-nitrophenylphosphatase. The record is from RefSeq and is a predicted model, not a curated record. Bases 1 to 924 code for a protein of 307 amino acids. Gene Ontology annotation, molecular function: alkaline phosphatase activity; phosphoglycolate phosphatase activity. The transcript has a single exon. NCBI's taxonomy places the organism in Eukaryota, Fungi, Ascomycota, Pichiomycetes, Serinales, Metschnikowiaceae.
AUGCCUCCAAUCACCACUAAGGCGCAAGCUCAUGAAAUCAUCGACAAGUAUGAAUAUUUUCUAUUUGAUUGCGAUGGCGUUUUGUGGCUUGGUGAUCAUCUCUUACCUUCAGUGAAGGAGACAUUGGAUCUUUUGAGAAAAGCUAAAAAAAAAAUCAUAUUUGUAACCAAUAAUUCAACAAAGGCAAGGUCGGAUUACGUGAAAAAAUUCGAAGGUAUGGGAAUACAAGAAGUGAAGAAAGAGGAAAUUUUUGGCUCUUCGUUUGCCUCAGCUGUGUAUAUUCUGCACAUUUUGAAGCUUUCGAAGAGCAAGAAAGUUUGGGUCUUGGGUGAGAAUGGAAUCGAAAAAGAGCUUCAUGAACUUGGAUAUUCAACUCUAGGUGGAACUGAUCCAGAAUUGGCAAUGACUGAUACUUUCGACGCCAAUGAUGAGCGCUUUAUGCAUUUAGAUAACGACGUGGGCGCAGUAAUUGCUGGGUUGACUUUCAACCUCAACUACUUGAAAUUAUCCUUGACUACCCAAUAUUUACUAAAGGACAAAAAAAGCAUACCUUUCAUCGCAACGAAUAUCGACUCUACAUUUCCCAUGAAAGGGAAACUCAUGAUGGGCGCCGGUGCUAUCAUAAACGCGGUGGCGUAUGCUAGUGGUCGUAAGCCUGAUGCGGUAUGCGGAAAACCAAACCCAUCUAUGAUGCAAUCCAUCAUGGCGGCGAAUCAAGAUUUGAGAGCUAACCCAAAGAAAGGACUAAUGAUUGGGGAUAGAUUAAACACCGACAUGAAGUUUGGUAGGGAAAACGGUUUGGAUACUCUCUUGGUGCUCACCGGAAUUGAGUCGCUGGAGACUUUGUCUGAACUUCCUAUAGAGGAGUCUCCAACAUACUACGCUAAUAAACUAGGUGACUUGUAUGAACUAUGCAAUGUCUAG